Messenger RNA from Formica exsecta, 2372 nucleotides. Its product is annotated as asparagine synthetase domain-containing protein 1. The record is from RefSeq and is a predicted model, not a curated record. NCBI's taxonomy places the organism in Eukaryota, Metazoa, Arthropoda, Insecta, Hymenoptera, Formicidae. The transcript is spliced from 5 exons. Gene Ontology annotation, molecular function: asparagine synthase (glutamine-hydrolyzing) activity. The coding region runs from base 117 to 1889 and encodes 590 amino acids.
UUUAAAUAUAACAAUAUCUCUGUCCCAUUUAUUUUCUCCAUUAAUUUUAUCUUGUGUAUUUUGCGAUGGUAAAGCUGUAGUAUAAUCAACAAUCUUAUUCACAUUGGAGUCCCGAUAUGUGUGGAAUAUUUUGUUGUAUACAUCAAAUUAGAAACGACUCUGAAUCUUUCACGCAGUGGAAUAUUUGCAAAAAUGUAAUAGAGGCACGAGGUCCCGAUCAUUUAAUGGAGGAACAUAUAUCAUUGACUCCUCAUUGGCAUGGAUACUUUGCUGCCGCGGUAUUAUGGAUGCAAGGACCAGAGAUAAUAACGCAGCCAAGUUUGGAUAAUGAUAAUAAUUUGUUACUAUGGAAUGGAGAUGUCUUCUCAGGUUCUUUGGCAAAAGAUGACGUUUGCGAUACAAAUGUGAUAUUGGAUGAAUUGCAAUCGACUACAGAUAUCGUAUCUGUACUUUGGAAGAUUGAAGGUCCUUACAGCUUAAUAUAUUAUCAGAAAUCAACCAAUACAUUAUAUUUUGGACGAGAUAUUAUCGGACGGCACAGUUUGCUUUUAAAAAUAGAUAGCAAAGCUAAUUCAUUGACUUUAACUUCAGUUGCAAACAGAAAUAUGAAAGGAAUUGUAGAAGUGCCAGCUAUAGGUAUCUUUGCGAUGAAUUUAAAUAGCUCGCGGAUAAAUUUAGCAUGUUAUCCCUGGAAAGAACCUGACUUGAGAUUUACCGAUGUUAUCGAGACAUUGGAGACGACUUUAAAUGUAGACAUUAAUAUUAGGAAAACUAUAUUAGAUACUAAUUUAUCGUUGACGAAUUUACAUCUACAUCCUGAUCCAAAAGAUUUGGAAUAUCUAGAGAAUAUACCAGAUAGCAUAGAUUUUAACGAAACAUUGCGGUAUUUAUUAGAAAAUCGGGAAGUAAAUGAAAGAGUCGAGUGCUUAGCACAACUCUUACAUCGAUCUGUGAAAAUUAGAGUAAAAAAGAAACCAAACUAUUGCAAGGAUUGCAUAAAAAUUGUAUUAAAUGGUGAAAGUAUUACUUGCACUCAUUCCAAGAUUGGUAUACUAUUUUCCGGUGGCUUAGACUCGGCCAUUUUAGCAGCGAUUGCAGACAAAUAUGUUCCAGAAAACGAAAGUAUCGAUCUCAUUAACGUUGCGUUUGAAAGAUCCGUAAAUAAUCAAAAAAUAAGUCAUACGAAUGGCGAAAAGGAGAAUACGAUGCAGAAAUAUGAUGUGCCAGAUAGAAAAACUGGCCGACAAACGUAUUCUGAAUUGUUACGAAUUUGUCCCAAUAGGAAAUGGAAUUUCAUACAAUGUAAUAUCACACAAAUGGAACUGCAAUUGUAUCGUGCUUCGCGAAUUUCCGAUUUAUUGUAUCCUUUAUGUACAAUAUUGGAUGAAAGUUUAGGAUGCGCCAUGUGGUUUGCAAGUCGUGCAAAGGGUAUCCUUUAUCCAGUUGAUGAAACGUACGAGUCACCAUGCAGAAUAUUACUCUUGGGUAUAGGCGCAGAUGAAUUAUUUGGUGGUUACAUGAGACACAGAACUAUAUUGAGACAUAAAGGAUGGGAUGCAUUAGUGCAAGAGCUAAAUAUCGAAUUGGCUAGAAUUUCCGAGAGAAAUUUAGGUCGAGACAAUCGAAUUAUUUCUGAUCAUGGUAAACAACCCCGUUUACCCUAUCUAGAUGAGAAUGUGGUGAAAUAUGUGCAGGAUAUAAAACCAUGGGAAAGAUGCUACCCGACUGAGAAAAUGCCAGCUGGAUUGGGAGACAAGUUACUACUACGCUUGCUAGCCUGCAAGAUCGGUUUUCAGAGUACAGCUAAUUUUCCUAAAAGAGCUUUUCAAUUUGGCUCCCGAAUCGCAAAUGGAAAAGAAAAUGCUAAUAAUGUAUCGGACAGAUUGUAAAAAAAUGUAAGUGGCACUAUUUUUUAAAUGUCAGUCUAUUAUAUAUAUAAUUUGUAAAGCUAAUGAAGGAGAUCCGGAAAUGACUAACGUUAUCGAGUUGAGCUACAUUAUUGCUAAUAAAUGUGUGCAAAUAUACUUUGAUUUCUUUGGCUUCCAUCCUUGCCAGUAAAUUUGCGCCAAUACCAUGCCACGCAAUACGACGCGACUAACAAAGUCAAGUUAAUGAGUGAUUAAUAAUAAUGAAUCGAUCAAAAUUAUAUAUUUCGUAUUUGGUAUUUCACCAACGCAUUACGUACAGAUAUAAAUUAAAAUGUAUGUAUUGUUAAUAAACAAUGUAUUUACAUACAUUAUAUAUAUAGGCUCGAUGUAUCGUGGUUUUCCGACGUACACUACUCCACGCUUUCUGUGCCAAAAUGGCAAGCGAAUGUAUCUAAAUUGACAUGAAAGUUUAAUUAUGUAACGAAAUACAUUUAUAUUUUAAAG